Messenger RNA from Closterium sp. Naga37s-1, 1224 nucleotides. NCBI's taxonomy places the organism in Eukaryota, Viridiplantae, Streptophyta, Zygnematophyceae, Desmidiales, Closteriaceae. The record is from the annotation of a GenBank genome assembly.
AUGAAGGGUAGACGGAGUUUCAGUUAUGGCGGGUCUCGACAGAAGCUCGGAAGCGCCCACAUCAACAGCCAUUUUUUCCACCAAUCCAGCAGAAGACAAACACCAGAGGCGCUCCGAGCUUGCCCGCGACUUUCAUCCCCUUCAACUCUCGUCGACUCGUCCGGCGAGUUUUGCGCCGCCGAUCGCGCUGCAGACCGCAGCGCGGAUCAAGGCAUUCAAGUCUCACCCUCCUUUUUCUCGGGAAUCGCCGGCGGGAUUUCCGAAUCCGACAAUCUGUGUUCUUACCGCAGCUUAGAUCGCGGCAGCAGCACCAGCUCCGCCGCCGCGCCCGCUUCCCCCUCCUUUUUCUCCCCCGCGGACGCCAAGGGGCGGCUCUCCGCGCAGUUUGGCUCGCGCAUGUGGGGGGAAGGCGGUGGCUAUUCCGCGCUGGAUGCGUCUCCGGAGCGAAACUGGAUGGGGGAAGCAGCAGAGCGCGCGGGGUUCGCCUCCGGGCGACGAAUGUCUACCUCCUCGUACUUCCAGACGCUUUUUCGCGUCGGCGAAAGUUGCGAGAGUGGCGAAAGUUGCGAAAGGGAGAACGACUUCCUCGAAACGGGUUACGACGAGAGCGACAUUGCGGAACCUCGUUGCCUGGCGCGCCGUUCCCCGUCGAUCUCCUCGUCGCGCCGCCGCAGCCCCUCGUUCUUCUCCCCUUCGCGCGCGCAUCUCCCCACCUCCCCCGCCGUCCGUCCCCCUCACAUCCUCUUCCGCUUCUCCCGCAGCAGGCGCCUCUCCGAAUCCGCCGUCUGCGUUACCGCCGCGCCUUCCCCCAUUUCUCCCUCCCCUUCCGCUUCCGCCGCCGCGAGCCGCCCUCCCUCCUCUUCGACCCGCGUCACGCCAGUAGACCCAUGGCAAGCGGAAAUUCUGUCCCAGCAAGCACUUGCCGACAAGGGAUGCCAGGCAGACGUGUCUGUGACGGGAAGGAGAAUGCCCGUCCCUUCAGGUUCUUCUUCAGGUGCUUCUUCAGGUGCUGGUGCAGCAGCAGGUGAAACGUUGGAGGUUUCGUUUGAGAACCUGUCCUUGGAUUCGGAUGAAGCAGGCUUGUCAGAAUGCUCUGCUGCUGCCACAGGCCAAACGCAGCCGACAUUGGCAGCAGAGAACGAGGAGCGUGCGCGAGGGGAUGUGGCAGCGGGAGGGUUGGGGAAGAUGGGGGAGGGGCUGGCAUGGGAAGCAGAGGUAGGCUGA